Molecule: messenger RNA, 288 nt
Organism: Adineta ricciae
Lineage: Eukaryota; Metazoa; Rotifera; Eurotatoria; Adinetida; Adinetidae
Source: the annotation of a GenBank genome assembly
AUGGAACAAGAACGUAUAUCAUCGUAUAUUGCUGAUUCUGAUUUACCAACGGGUAUGGUGCAUUUCUCAUUGGUUGAAUUGACAAAUCGACCUACUCUCAUGUAUGAUUUAGGUCUCAAACAGAAAAAUGUGAUUAUUCAACGAGAUCGUUUUGGAUAUGGUUUAACAGUAUCUGGUGAUAAUCCUGUUUAUGUAUUAAGUGUACGUGAAGGUGGUGCUGCUCACCGAGCGGGAGUCAAUAUAAAUGAUCAGAUAAUUAAGGUAAGACAUUUAUUUGGUGCUAUCUAA